AUGUCGCUGAGCAGUGCCAGCCCAUCCGGCUCAGGCAAGAAGCAAUCCCGCAAGUCCUCCUCCAAAUCUCGGCCCGCUUCUUCCCUCGCAUCUCUCGCAUCACCCAUCGCAGCUUCAUCACCAUCCACGCUCUCCUCUUUCAGCUCAGAUGGACAAUCAUUGGCGCUGCUCAGUCAAGCUUUGGAUAGACAUCGAUUGAGGAUCUACGACUGCAAUGCUCAGGAAGCGGGAGAAGCUUGGGGAGGCUUGCCUGUCCCUGAUACCAAUGGUCAAGCGGCGACCAUCGAUGCGCCAUCAGAUGCUGCUGGCGCAAGCAAGAAGAAGCGAAGGAAGAGCGCGAAUGCGAAUGGAAAUGUCGACAGCCUCGCCGCUACCACCAACGCCCCCUCUCCUCGGUCCCAGAGCGUUGUAGCAUUGGGUCUGCAGGAUGGCAGCAUUCAGCUGUUCUCACCUUCUCUGGGUAAAGUCGUGCGCGUCCUCAACGAUGCAGCACCUUCUUCGGCGAGCGAUAGAGCCGUCAGAUCUCUGCUCUUCGCAGAGCAAGGCAGCGACCCCGUACUGCAUGCUGCUUGUGCAGACUCGCUUGUCCGAACUUGGUCAUUGGCACCCAAUGCGGGCAAGGCUGGCACGUCUUCACCUCAGAGAACGCCGGUCCAAGACGUAGCGGCGCUUGCCUCGGGCCAAGACAAAUCCAUCUUGGCAGCUUCUCACAACAUCACUCGACUGGAACUAGUCGGAGUCGGUGGUGCGCAAGGCUCAGAGGCACGCGCUCCCACUUACAAGGCCUCCAAGACAUGGACAGGACACGCCAGCAGCAUCACACACCUCGUGCCGCUGCUCAUUCAAGAGCAAGCCUUCAUCUCUGCAGCAGAAGGUGACCGGGUGUUGACGCUGUGGGGCAGCUCAGCUCGACCCCUCGCAUCCCUGCCGCUCGAAUCAGCAGUGCGUCGCGUCGACUCUUUCAGCUCGGACGCAUCGACGGAUCUGAUCCUGUCCAUCACGGUAGCUGGGAAUGCGGCCAUCCAUCACGUCCCUUCUUCCAUCGACCCUGCGGCAAAAAAGGUGCAGAGUCUGGAAAAAGCUUCGAGCGUCGUGCUGAGGACUGGAAAGAACAAAGAGGUGACGCCUUUGCUGGACGCACAUGUGCACCGGGGCAUCUUGAGCGUUGCUGCCUUGCUGCACGGCAGCAAGCUCAUCGUCGAGAGGAUGUCCUUGCUUGACGAAAUGGGCAAACUGCCGAAAGAAAUUUCAGUAGUCAGAUCAGGGUCAGGCGGCCUUCUUUCGCAAGGAGACACCGAGCUGGGCGAAGGCGCUGCAGCGGCUCAGCGUUACAAGGGCGCAGGUCAUGCGCCCACAGCAAACACUUCUGGAAAUCUCAGCACAGGAGAGCUGCUGGGAUCCAACAGCGCAUCAGGAUUGAUUCCUGAUGCUGACGUUGCUGCACCGAAGCGUUUUGCGGAUGAGCAGGCUGAUCUGGACGCCGAACUUGAUGCUGAUGCUGCCGAACCGACCCUUGCUGCCCGACUCAAAAGCCUCGGCGUCGGUGCGUCUGCUAAGGAUCUUGCCGAUGUCAAACAAUCGAAACGAAGCGGCAACGCGGGCACUGGCGCAGCGGCGGAGGAAGACGAAUCCGAAGCGGAGGCGGAUGACGCAGCAUAUUUGGCACAAAAGGCCCCUCUAGAAUCCGGCGGCUCGCUAGCGCAAACUCUGAUCCAGGCUCUUCACUCGGACGACUCGGCCAUGUUGUCAUCCUGCCUGGCGCACAGCGAUCCUGGAAUGAUAAGAGAGACGGUGAGAAGGAUUAGCGGACCGAUUGCUGUCAAGUUGCUCGAAGCUGCCGUUUCUACCAUGUCGGCGGGUCAGAGGAGCAAAGGUGCUAUCGGAAGCCAGAGGGCUAGAGGCUUGAUCGAGUGGAUCAAAGCUGCGUUGACUGCACAUGCGGGCUACCUGAUGUCUCUACCGGACCUUGUGAAUCGACUUGCUGUUUUGCACGCUACUCUCUCGCGCAGGAUCGCCUCGCACGAGCGUCUCUUGGCGCUAUCUGGCAGAUUGGAAUUGGUGCUGGCGCAGAUCGAGUUCCGAACCACAUAUACCGCGCAACAAGCUGCGCAGAGGCAGGUUCAAGGCGUGAGCGCGAAGCGCGGCAAGGGAGCUCGAGGAGCGGACGAGACGAAAGAGAAGAGAGCGGCUUAUGUAUGGAAAGAAGGAGAGAGCGAUGAGGAUGAAGAAGAAGAGGAAGAGGGAAUGGAUGUGGACGUAGAUGUUGAUGAGGACGAGGAGGAAUCGACAGAUAGCGAAGGUGAUGAGCCAGAGACAUUGAAUGCUGCUCGCACAAACGCUUUUGGAGCAGAUUCGGACGAUGAGGACGUAGAGGUGAUCAGACCUCAACGAAGACAGUCAAACUCUGCCAGGAAAGCGCUCGAUAGCGACCAAGAGGACUCGGACAGCGAGGAGGAGGAGGAGGAGGAGGAGGAGGAGGAGGAGGAGGAAGAAGAAGAUGACGAUGAUGUUUCGAGAGUCAGCAGCAGGAGAGGAGGAGCAACUUCAGCAGAGAGUGAAGAGGAAGGGGAAGACGAGGAUGAAAGUAUGGGAGAAGUGGGACUCGCGAGUAGCGUCAAAGCUUCCAGUAAGAAAUCGUCCAUGAUUGAGAAGGAUGAUAGUGCUUCAGAGGAUGCAGCUGAAGAGGCAGAGGACAGCGAAGAUGAUGAUGAUGACGAAGAAGAAGAAGAAGAAGAAGAAGAAGAAGAAGAAGAUGAUGAUGAUGAUGAAAGCGAGGAGGAAGACGAUUCAGAAGAAGUCUCUGACGAAGAGGACGACGAUUCAGAUGAAGAAGGCGAAAAGGGACUGAUCGAUGAUGAAGCGGAAGAGGCUUCGGACGAUGAGGAGGACGAAGAAAGUGAUUGAAGUGGGUCACUCUGACGCUCUCCACCUCGCAUCUUUGCCUCCUCAAGCGUUUCGUUGCCCAGGCCAUCACGCAUGCAAUCCUCUGUGGCUCAUCUAUCCCCACAUUCGCCUUCCCUAUCGAUACUUGACAAGUUCUUUUAUUUGCUCACAUCUUCUACACGAGAUGCAAUUGGUGGAUAGUGCUCCACGCGAAGAGUAGGCAAUGGCAAACAGCGUCUCACAAGCAAGGACGAUGCGCAAGAGCCUCGUAUCAAAACACCUUGAUCGUUUGCAUGGGGUAUUGCUUUGAUCCAGUGCACAGUCGUGAUCGUUAAGGAUGCAGAUGAGGUAAAGUGUGGUGUAGGGCUGUCAAGCAGCUGGCGGAAGGAAGGUAGGAGAG
Molecule: messenger RNA, 3283 nt
Organism: Ceraceosorus guamensis
Lineage: Eukaryota; Fungi; Basidiomycota; Exobasidiomycetes; Ceraceosorales; Ceraceosoraceae
Exons: 5
Coding region: 1-2904 (967 amino acids)
Biological process (GO): maturation of SSU-rRNA from tricistronic rRNA transcript (SSU-rRNA, 5.8S rRNA, LSU-rRNA)
Cellular component (GO): nucleolus
Molecular function (GO): protein binding
Source: RefSeq, a predicted model, not a curated record